Armigeres subalbatus is the source of this 1057-nucleotide messenger RNA. RefSeq lists its product as uncharacterized. The coding region runs from base 86 to 829 and encodes 247 amino acids. The record is from RefSeq and is a predicted model, not a curated record. Gene Ontology annotation, cellular component: membrane. NCBI's taxonomy places the organism in Eukaryota, Metazoa, Arthropoda, Insecta, Diptera, Culicidae. The transcript is spliced from 3 exons.
AUUUCAUCCAUCGUGAGCGCAUCGAGCCCGUGAACAGAGCAACUUAAGAACAUAGUGUUUAGAAGCAGAGUGCUGCGUCACCGAGAUGGCAUUUAAAAUUAUGAUUUUUUCCGUUGCUCUUAUUGGGCUCGCGGUGGCAAAUCCUGCUGUGCAACCUGCCUUCUGGCAGGGAACUCCCAUGGAUGGGAUGGUCGAAGAGAUGCGAUCCAUGUGCAGCUCGGAUAAUGACUCUGGUGCCUGUCUGAAGUACAAAAUAAUGAACUUCCUGGAUACUGUGUUCAAAAAGGAUAACUUCCAGCUUUCCGAUGACGUAGAAGUGCAUGGAAACGGAUAUUCGGGAGCUGGAGCUCGCAGCAGCAGCGGAGUGUUGGAUAACGUUGAGCAGUACCUGAAGAGCCACGAUGUAACCUUCAAGCUGCCAGUUGCCGAUGCCAAAGUUACCGUUUCGCCACGCAACAUCGACAACGAAGAACUGAGCCUGACUGUCAGCUUCCCAAAAACAUCCGGACGUAGCGCGGUUGAAGCCCGCAAGUCCAAGCUGAAGAAGAUCGUCAUCCCAAUCAUGGUCUUCGUUCUCCUCAAGGCCAUGACUCUGAUCCCAAUGGCUCUCGGUAUCUUGGGACUGAAGGCCUGGAACUCUCUGCAGCUGUCGUUCUUCUCGUUCAUCGUCUCCGUCGGUUUGGCCAUCUUCCAACUGUGCAAGAAGCUCGCCGUUGACAACCACCACCCACACAUCGCCGCCCACGGGCCAUGGGAUGCCGGCCGAUCGUUGGCCGAUGCUCCAGUCGAAUACGUCGCUCAGGAUCUGGCCUACAAUGCCUACGCCUGAAAAGUGGCAGCACAGACUCACAGGAGAAUCGAAACCAAUAAGACUCAAUAGUAACGCUCGGUACCCGAGCAGUGCUAGUAGUGACACCAAAAGUUUAGUGCGUGUAGUAUCGAGCUAAUUUAUUUAUUUAUUUCCUCUUCACCCGAAAUGAAGGAUGCUUUGUUGUAACGAAUUUAUUGAAGUGCAAUAAAAAUACGAACGAAUGUACCGUGAUUUUUACAGGUUGAA